AUGAUGCAUAUUCACAGUGAACAUCAGUUAUUUCACGACGAUGAGUUAGAUACUUCGCUUCUGGAAAGCGUUUUAGUAUACGAGAUUGCCACUAUCGCAAUUUUCACAUUUCUCACAACCACAUUAUCGAUUUUAUUGUAUUUUCACUUUUUUUGCAAACUUUCUGAUGGCGAGGAAAUGGUGCUCCAGGAGCUGGCGAAUCGAAAUUCUUCGAAAACUUGGAGCGAAAUGAAAAUUACCACAUUCCAUUUUGAAACUUACGAGGACGAGUUCAUUGGAUCGCUGAAUCUGGACAUUGAUUCUCAGGGUUUAAUGACGAAUGCUCCAAUCGUUGAUUCACCAAGUGCAAUCACCCCAAAUGAAGUUCGUGCUUAG
Molecule: messenger RNA, 375 nt
Organism: Caenorhabditis bovis
Lineage: Eukaryota; Metazoa; Nematoda; Chromadorea; Rhabditida; Rhabditidae
Source: the annotation of a GenBank genome assembly